Messenger RNA from Prinia subflava (tawny-flanked prinia), 2839 nucleotides. RefSeq names its product sperm microtubule inner protein 7 (gene SPMIP7). The record is from RefSeq and is a predicted model, not a curated record. NCBI's taxonomy places the organism in Eukaryota, Metazoa, Chordata, Aves, Passeriformes, Cisticolidae.
AUGGACGAGGCGGCCCUGCCCUGCCCUGGAGCUGCCCGGGCGGAGGCCGCCGUGGGGCUUUCCCGGCCGCAGCGCCCAGCUCUGCGCUCGCACCUCUGGCGAAACGAGGGAAGGGAGGGGAGCAGAGGCUUUCACAUCCUCAAACCCCGGGGAAACAUCUGCUGCUGCCGCCGCCGCGGUGCCAUCCGAAAUGGGCAGGCAAGUGCCUUCUCAGUUGAACCAGUUUACAAGGAUCACCAACGGUAUCCAAGUCUGUUGAAGAUGUGUAAGCCUGUUAUGAGCUACCUUGAGAGCAAGCACGGUUUUGCAGCUUUGAAGAGAAACAGUUAUUUCCUUAAAUUCUAUCUAUUCACUCCUCCAGUAGGGACAAAUUACCCUUUCUUUCCACACCAGGAUGUUGUGCCUUUAAUAGAUCAGUGCUCGGGUUUUGUGAGUCCAGCAGCAAGUGCUGAACAGCAGCCCCUUGUUGGAAGAGCUAUUGAAUCCCUGACAGACUCCAGUGAUAGGAAACCCCACCAGUGGCCCCAUCACAGGAAAGUUCACUAUUAUAGUAAAAUGCAGACCCUGCUGAAGUUGUCAGGAAAAGUCAAACCGAACUCAGGGACAAACCUUGAAGCAGAUAUGGUUGUUGGAGGCUUCUGGGACAGAUUUCAAACAAAAUCUUUUACAUCUCCACAGAGAUCAGGUGAUUUUAUAAGCCAAAGCUCUCAAACCUGUCAUAUCCCUUUGUAUAUCUGCUGUGUUGGUACAGUAAGUUUUGAAGACAGUGCUAGUGUAGACUUAAUCCCACUUAACCAUGUGCAAACUUCAAAGCCUCACUACACAGGCACUGCACACACUCCAAAUAUUCCUGGAUACACUGGUAAGGUUCAUUGGUCAGCAACUCAGCCAGCAAAUUCUAAUCUUCCAUCAACAGCCCCAUCAGUAAUUGCAGGAAUGCAUGGGUAGGUAUGAGGGAUAUUUCUCAGCUUGUUCAGAAAUAUUACAAAGAAAAUUGUAAUUGCAUUUAUUUACUUAAAAAACAAUUAAAUGUUACACAUGACAUUCUAUUGGCUUUAAAAAUACAGAACAAUUGGAUUUGGCUCCCACCACAUUAUUGUCUUGCUAAUCUGAAGUCCUUUUGAGAUUUUAGAAUUUUUCUGGAACGUUGUACAUUAUGUGUAGGAAAAGUGACUUUUUUUUCUUUUCUUUUUUUUUUUUUUUUUUUUUUUUUUUAAUAAGUGUCCUUGGUUUUUUUCAAAGGACCCAUGAAUGUCAAAGUUAUCAAUUCCCAGAAGAAAACUGUGUGGAGUUUCUCAACUGGUCUUGGCAGACUUAUGAAACAGGUAUUUGCUACGAAAAAAAUGCUUGUUAAAAAUGGGUGGGUUCACUUAAAAGGCAGUAAGAAGUAAAGUCAUGCCAUGCCAUCACACUGAUGUAACUUGGGACCCUGUGGCUGUGAAAUCAUCAUAGCUCCCCAUCACUACCAUGGCUGCCUCAUGAGGUGAAUUAGUAAUCUUUAUUCUCUCUUUCUCUUCCAUACAAGGAUGGUUAAAACUGUGGGCCAAUAUAAGUAUUUAGAUGUCUAAACUUGUCGAUUACAAAAGAGCUGGAUGCUUCAAAAUCACUUUUACCUUUGUUAGCAUGAAGAGCUUCUCAUGCUGGCAAAGAACUAACUUAACCUUUCUCCCUAAUACCUUAGUAACUAUUUGUUUCUCCUCUCUCCUUUAUGAUUUUGUGCUUUAGAUUUGUUUUCUUGUUAUCUAUAGUGAUCUAGGAUAUGGUGACACUUUUCCAAGCUUACGUGUUUUCCUGAGAAAUAUAAUUUCUAAUUAGACUUUUAUGGGCCUUAGGAUUCUGUUCACAACACAUCACACUUUUUUUCAGCACUGUCAGUGAAAGCAUCUAGAAAAGGCUUGAGGGGAUUUACAUAGCUGCAUUUUAAAGAGUUCACCUUGUCAAGAGUUUCAUUGUUUCAUUGUAUGCCCUGACUUACUUUUCUACUGCCCUCCAUCCAGUCACCUCUGCUCUUUUUCUCUUGUGAUUCUACUUGGAAAAUAGGCAGUUACCUUUAGUUAUGGGCUGCUGUUGACAAGGAAUGGAAAGAUGCAAAAAAGUCCUGAGUGUCCAUAAUCUGAUAAAGCUGAACUCAAAGCAUGCAAGUCUAAAUCACUUGUAAAUGACACAGAUAAAUAAAAAAGGCAAACACAUCUCAGCAAAGAUCAUUGAGAGACUUCGUUCAGAUACCAGAAGAGCAAAAAUUACAGGCACCACUGUGAUCUGAAGAAAACACAUUAGUUGAUUUCUUUUACUUUACACAAAUGUUACUGUGGGUAUAGUUCACAGUGGAGGAAUUUUCUUCAUUUUUAGUGUAUCGCAAGAACAGGGUUCUCAUUCUGUGCCAAUGGAUACUUUCCAGAAUGAGGACAGAAUCUCCUGACCUUUUUGAAGAAGGUUGUGUAGGGAUACACUAGCAAGCAUAAUCAUAUCCAGAGAUUGCAGAGCAGGUUUUUCCACCCUUUGCCUGAGCUAUAUGGUACAUUUCCCUGAGGAGGUUGUAUCCCUUUCUGCAAAAUCGUAAUAGGUCUAUGGUCCUACCUGUGGAGUAAGUUCACUGAGCUAAGAUGGAACAUUCUAGUCCUUCAUGAAGCUAUUAUGUAAAACUAUGACGGGUGCUGAGAAUCUCACCUCAAAAUUAGUUACUGAUGCCCAUAAAAUAGACAUGCUUAAUAUUUGAUUCCUUUCCUUUAUAAAAUAAAUCAUAAGAAUUCCUGCUGAUUUCAGGAGUCACAGGUCAAGCUAUACUGUAGUGGAGAGAUGAAGAGAAGAGACAUUAUUCCUGAAAUUUGGGGUCAGACAA